UGUCCAUUACUAGGGAGAGCUAAUCACAACUCACAACUAUAGGUGGGACCCCACAUCCAUGGCUGACGUGGCAUGCCAUUCACCUUCCCAACCGCAUGUAUAUGUUUUGUUGCUGACAGCGUUGUCCAUUGACCAACGCAACCUAGUCAUGGAUGUAUUUUAUUUUAAUUUUAGGCCUUGUACUUAUGAAUUUACCUUAUUACCCCAUCCUCUUCCCCCCUCCCUCUCUGCCUCUGAUUUUUGUCUGUUGUCAAACAGCGUCCCAAAUUGAUUACAUUUAUCCAAAAAGAAAACCCUAAUAAUUGGGGAUUUGGGGAACCCUAAUCCACCUUCCCUUUAACUCAAUUUCCUCAUAUUCAAGGUCAUGGCUACAAAAAAGAUAAUAGCAAUUUGUCAAUCUGGUGGUGAAUUUGAGACUGACAAGGAUGGCUCAUUGUCAUAUAGAGGUGGGGAUGCUCAUGCUAUAGACCUUGAUGAUCAAAUGAAAUUCAAUGACUUCAAGAUGGAAGUGGCAGAAAUGUUUAAUUAUAGUGUUAAUACUAUGUCUAUCAAAUACUUCCUCCCUGGUAAUAGAAAGACUCUCAUUUCUGUCUCCAAUGACAAGGAUUUAAAGCGGAUGAUAAAAUUUCAUGGGGAUUGUGCGACUGCUGAUGUCUAUAUCAUAAUGGAAGAAAUUGUUGCUCCUGAUGUUUCUAACUUGCCAGCCAGUAGGUCAAGUAGGACAACUUUGUCUGAAGCAGUGCCUCCGCUUGAUCCACCUCUAGAUGUUGUGGAUGAUACCAAUCAACCCAAUAUUCCGCUCGGGGCCUCACUUGAUAUUGUUGAUGACACCAAUCAUAUUGAUGCACACAUUGAUUUGCCACCUGAGAUUUCAUCUAUACUUCCUCUUUCGGUUUCUGCCAGUGAGAAGCAUGCUAAAGGUGCACAGCAGUGGCAGAAUACAAUUACAGGGGUGGGGCAAAGAUUCAGUGGUGUUCACGAAUUUCGUGAGUCAUUACGUAAAUAUGCCAUUGCACAUCAGUUUGCAUUUAGGUAUAAAAAGAAUGAUAGCCAUCGUGUGACUGUUAAGUGCAAAUCAGAAGGCUGCCCUUGGAGAAUUCAUGCAUCAAGGUUGUCAACCACUCAGCUGAUAUGUAUCAAGAAGAUGAAUCCAACACACACUUGUGAAGGGGCUGCUGUGACAACAGGGCAUCAAGCAACUAGGAGUUGGGUAGCUAGUAUAAUUAAGGAGAAGUUGAAAGUUUUUCCAAAUUACAAACCCAAGGAUAUCGUGAAUGACAUUAAACAGGAAUAUGGGAUACAACUGAACUACUUUCAGGCAUGGCGUGGGAAAGAAAUUGCCAAGGAGCAGCUUCAGGGUUCAUAUAAGGAUGCAUAUGGUCAGUUACCAUUUUUCUGUGACAGGAUAAUGGAGACCAAUCCUGGCAGUCUUGCUACGUUCACCACUAAGGAAGACUCAAGUUUCCAUGGCCUCUUUAUCUCAUUCCAUGCCUCUUUGUGUGGUUUUGUACAAGGCUGCAGGCCUCUCCUUUUUCUUGAUAGCAUACCCUUGAAGUCCAAAUAUCAAGGCAUGUUGUUGGCAGCAACUGCUGCAGAUGGAGAUGAUGGUGUAUUUCCUGUUGCUUUUGCUGUUGUAGAUGCAGAAACGGAUGAUAACUGGCAUUGGUUUUUGUUACAACUGAAAUCAGCUCUGUCAAUAUCUUGUCCUAUAACGUUUGUUGCAGACAGGCAGAAGGGUUUACGGGAGUCAAUCUCUGAAAUUUUCAAGGGUUCGUAUCAUGGUUAUUGUCUGCACUACUUAACUGAGCAACUCAUUAGAGACUUGAAGGGGCAGUUUUCCCAUGAGGUGAAACGGCUCAUGAUUGAAGACCUUUAUGCUGCAGCUUUUGCACCUAGACCUGAAAGUUUUCAGAGGAGUAUUGAGAGCAUAAAAAGUAUCUCACUGGAAGCUUACAAUUGGAUCAUACAAAGUGAGCCCCAGCAUUGGGCAAAUUCAUUUUUCCAGGGUGCCAGAUAUAAUCAUAUGACAUCAAACUUUGGGGAACUCUUUUACAGCUGGGCAUCAGAUGCACACGAAUUACCUAUAACACAGAUGGUUGAUGUCAUACGGGGAAAGAUUAUGGAGUUAAUUUAUACCCGCAGGGCUGGAUCUGAUCAGUGGUUAACAAGGCUGACUCCUUCUAUGGAGGAAAAGCUGGAAAAGGAGAGCUUGAAAGUUCGUCCUCUUCAAGUGCUAUUGACUACUGGUAGCAUUUUUGAGGUUCGUGGUGAGUCCAUUGAAGUGGUUGACAUGGAUCGUUGGGAUUGUAGUUGUAAAGAUUGGCAACUUACUGGCUUACCAUGCUGCCAUGCUAUUGCUGUUAUCAGUUGCAUUGGACAAAGCCCUUACGAUUAUUGCUCCAGAUACUUUACAACUGAGAGUUACAGAUUAACCUAUGCAGAGUCUGUACAACCUAUUCCAGAUGUGGACAGGCCUCUACAGAAAGAUUCUUCACAAGCUCUGGUGACUGUAACUCCUCCACCAACACGUCGUCCACCAGGUCGGCCUACCACAAAGAAAGUAGGAUCACAAGAGGUAAUGAAGCGUCAACUCCAGUGCAGUCGAUGCAAAGGUCUUGGGCACAACAAGUCCACUUGCAAAGAGCUAUUGUAGAGUGUUGAACACUGGGUCAUAUCAAGGGUCAAGUGCAUCACAAUCUGUACAUCUAACAACUCUUUUGAAGUAGUUGAAAGACACAGUGGGAGCUGUGGUGUUAAUAUUAAUAAUGAGAGCAAUGGUUGCUGAUGAAUCUAAUGGUAGUUCUUCCACGUCAAUUAUUAUUUAUUAGGUGUACUUGUAUUCCAGUUGUUCCCUAGUUAAAGGUUAUGGACCACGGCAAUAAUUAGUAGGAAAACAGUGGUUCGUUUUUUUUUUUUUUUUUAACUAGCUAUUUCUACCCCUGUUGAUGACUUAGAUCCAAUUUUGUUGGUGUAUAAUUAUAUCAAGUUUUCUAUCCAUUAGUUUUAAGUUUGUGAAUUAAGGAUAUGCUAAGCUGAAGAACGAUGGAAGGUUGUUGGUAGGUUGAUAUUUGGAUGAGAUGGCAUCUGGUUUUGACAUGGUAAAUGCUUCAGUUUGAGACUUGCUUCAUGUAAUGCUAAUUCACAAGAAACAAGUAGGAAUGCUAUGAGGGAAAGUCAAAGAAUGGGGGUUCAUAGCUGUACACUUGCAUGCUUAGUGGUGGCUGCAGUCCUGAAGAAAUGCCAAAAGAGGAUAUAAAUCUGGCUGUAGUUACUUUGCUUU
Durio zibethinus is the source of this 3280-nucleotide messenger RNA. It is a transcript of the gene MUG7, whose product is annotated as MuDR family transposase. The record is from RefSeq and is a predicted model, not a curated record. NCBI's taxonomy places the organism in Eukaryota, Viridiplantae, Streptophyta, Magnoliopsida, Malvales, Malvaceae. Gene Ontology annotation, molecular function: protein binding; zinc ion binding.